Messenger RNA from Lathyrus oleraceus (garden pea), 1267 nucleotides. Its product is annotated as delta(3,5)-Delta(2,4)-dienoyl-CoA isomerase, peroxisomal. NCBI's taxonomy places the organism in Eukaryota, Viridiplantae, Streptophyta, Magnoliopsida, Fabales, Fabaceae. The coding region runs from base 147 to 956 and encodes 269 amino acids. The transcript has 2 exons. Gene Ontology annotation, molecular function: delta(3,5)-delta(2,4)-dienoyl-CoA isomerase activity. The record is from RefSeq and is a predicted model, not a curated record. Gene Ontology annotation, cellular component: peroxisome.
UUUGAAUCCUGCGACCUGGGUUCGACUCCCGGUAGGACCUUCUUUUUUUUAAUUCAUUUUCUUUUAUUGAAUACCGGAGAAGAUCUACUACAUGUUAUUAUUAUUUUGCUCUUUUUACUUCGUUCAAGUUAUUCCUAAAUCCGACGAUGGAAGAGAAAUUCAAAACCCUAGAAAUUGUUGAGAAAAUCCCAAAAUCCGGUGUGUUUUAUCUUAACCUUAAUCGCCCCUCACAGCGCAACGCUCUGACGCAUGAUUUCUUCUCUGAAUUCCCCAAAGCCCUGUAUGCACUCGAUCACAACCCUGAUGUCAACGUUAUCGUUUUGUCCGGCGCCGGAAAACACUUCUGCUCCGGCAUCGAUCUUUCCCUUUUGAAUUCUACCGCCGGGGAAUUGUCCGGGGAGAGUCUCCGUCGACAGAUCUUGGCGAUGCAAGAUUCGAUCACUGCUCUGGAACGAUGCCGUAAGCCUGUGAUUGCAAGUAUACACGGAGGUUGCAUCGGUGGUGGAAUCGACAUCAUAACCGCGUGUGACAUAAGGGUUUGCACGGAGGAUGCGUUUUUCUCGGUGAAAGAAGUGGAUUUGGCUUUGGCGGCUGAUUUGGGAUCACUUCAAAGACUACCGAGUAUUGUUGGUUUCGGCAAUGCGAUGGAGUUGGCUUUGACUGCUAGAAGAUUCUCCGGUUUGGAGGCAAAAGAGUUGGGUCUGGUUUCUGGCGUUUUUCAUUCGCAACAUGAGCUUGAUGAGGGUGUUAGGGAACUUGCUCAGGGAAUUGCUAGCAAGUCACCAGUUGCUGUUGUUGGAACAAAGACUGUGUUACUUAAGAGUAGGGACUUGACAGUGGAUCAAGGGUUGGAUUUUGUUGCAACUUUAAAUUCUGCAAGAUUGUUAUCCAGUGACUUAGUUGAAGCAGUUGCUGCAGUGAAACAGAAAAGAAGGCCAGUUUAUUCUAAGCUCUAAUUGUUCAAUAUGUAUUUGAUGAUGAGAUACAAAUAAGACAUUUGGCUAUGCCAGGAAAUAAAGGUAGCUGUUGCUAUUGUAUGCAUUACACAGAAGUGCUUCUACAACUGAAGAAAUGUAGUUAACUUCCCCCUUCCUAAACCCUGUUUUAAGUUGUGCAUUAUAGUAGCAAUUACAAACUUGUUCCUAAAUCAUUUCCGUAUCAUUUAGGUCAACUACUGGUAAGGACAUUGUAUUGGAGGCACCUGUCCCCACUCACGCAUACGAUUUUCUUAUUUUGCUAUUAUUUAUUAUAUUUUUUUAUUUCCAAA